AUGGUUGUUGAAGCUCUCACGGAAGUCAUUGCCCCGGAAGGCGUCAAAGCAAGGCUUGUCGCAACCAGGGCGGCGGAUAUCACGCUUCCACACGCGGAAAAGACAGGUGGACGAAUAGUGCCUCUUCAGCAUCCGGCCGAAAGCAAAGUUGACUUUGGUGCUGAAGUAUACGGGAUCGAUCUGAACAAGCUCACUGAUGCGGAUUUUGAAUUGAUUUCUGAUGCUUUGCACAAACAUAAAGUCUUGAUCUUCAAAGAGCAGCCAGAGAUGCUCAAACCGCAACAGCAGUAUCUGCUGACUGCAAACUUCGAUCCUGACGAGACGACGGGAGGCUUCGCACAUGGCGCCGAUCCAUUCUUGACCUCACACAACGGGGUCAACAUCUAUGGAAUUCAGAGCAGACCUGCCAUUCCUGUGCAGCCGCAAGUGCAUAUAUUGGGACGAGGCGAAGUUCCCAAAGAUCAUUAUCAGUUUCCUCCCGGGUUCAAAGUCAAGGGUAUCGAUCACCACGAAUUCCAUCUCCCGCCUCACAUUCCCAAAGAGGAACGCGAGAAGGGAGCCAGCAGGUUCUAUCAGUGGCACUGGGACGGGUCGUUGUACAAUAUCCCACCUCCGAGGGUGGGUUGCUUACUGGCCGUCAGGACUCCGAAGGGACCGGAUGUCACCGUCCGCUGGGACGAUGGGACCGGAACGGAGAUGAAGAUACCACCUGGAGCAACUGCCUACGUUGCCGGAUCCAGAGCCUUGGAACUCCUGGACGAAGAGACAAAACAGAUUGCAUUUCAUUCUCGGAUCGAGUAUGCGCCACACGCCUUCAAGUGGAUGUCAACCGCCCACAGCACCAGACUUGGACAUACCCUGGAAACCGAAGGCCUCGAGCUGCCGCGCGAGAAGCUCCCACCCAUUGAUGAAAACAAGAUCUGCAUCUACCCGAUGGUGUGGACCAACCCGAAGACCGGCGAAAAGUCCUUGCAGGUGCACGGACAAGGAGCGGUCAAGUUGUACCUCAAAAGCAGCCCGAAUGGAGAAGAAAAGAUUGUCGAUGAUCUGAAGGAAGUGAGGGAGUUCAUGCACAAAAUUAUGCGGCCGGCAAUCUCGCCCGAGAAUAUUUAUGCCCAUCCCCACCAAGAGCAAGACGUCGUUCUUUGGUACAACCGUGCAUUGUGGCACAGCAUUACCGAAUUCCCAGAGUCAUAUGGACCGAGGAUCAUGCAUCAGUGUAAUAUUGCAGCAUCGGACCACCCAUCGGGCUAG
Fonsecaea multimorphosa CBS 102226 is the source of this 1254-nucleotide messenger RNA. RefSeq lists its product as uncharacterized. The transcript is spliced from 3 exons. Bases 1 to 1254 code for a protein of 417 amino acids. Lineage: Eukaryota; Fungi; Ascomycota; Eurotiomycetes; Chaetothyriales; Herpotrichiellaceae. The record is from RefSeq and is a predicted model, not a curated record. Gene Ontology annotation, molecular function: oxidoreductase activity.